Eremothecium gossypii ATCC 10895 is the source of this 1962-nucleotide messenger RNA. It is a transcript of the gene PMT7, whose product is annotated as putative dolichyl-phosphate-mannose--protein mannosyltransferase. Lineage: Eukaryota; Fungi; Ascomycota; Saccharomycetes; Saccharomycetales; Saccharomycetaceae. Gene Ontology annotation, cellular component: membrane; endoplasmic reticulum. Bases 1 to 1962 code for a protein of 653 amino acids. The record is from RefSeq and is marked provisional. Gene Ontology annotation, biological process: protein O-linked glycosylation via mannose. The transcript has a single exon. Gene Ontology annotation, molecular function: dolichyl-phosphate-mannose-protein mannosyltransferase activity.
AUGGCAGAGAGCGGUGAGGCGAUGGGAGCGGUGCCAGAGGCAGCGGAGAGCGAGGCCCAGGUGGUGAGCAAAAACGGCCCGUUCCGGUCGUACCUGCCGAGCACGGUGUACCAGGCGUGGAGGGGCGAGCGGAUGGAGCAGCAGGGCGUGGUGGUGUGGUGCGGGCCCGCAGCGUUCGCGGCGCUGUACGUGCUUUGUAGCGGUUGGCUGGCGGCCUGCGCGGGGCUGGCGGCCAGCGGGACCGAAACAGAGAUGUUGGAAGAAAUAGAUGCGGUGCGACUAGGCGGCUUCCACAUCGGGGUGCGACCGCCGCUCGGGCUGCACGUGCUUGCGAGGCUCGGACUGGGGCUCAUCGGCCUGCGGCGGCUGGCGCUGCUAGCGGCAUGCGUGGUGUUGCAGUACCUGUACAAGAGCCUACGGUGUGCGGGGAUACAGCGCUUAUGGGCGGGGGCGGCGGUGGGCUGCAUUGCGUUGCUGGAGGUGUUCCGGGAUGCUGCAGUGCACGCAUCGCUGGAGAUGUACCAUGCGAUGUUCCUGGCGAUCAUACUGUACAACUGGAAGAGCUUCAAGCUGCAGGAGCCGUUCGGACAAGCGUGGUGGCUACGGCUCUCUGCAGUGGCGGUCUGCAGCGGCCUGGCUGCGGGCACAAAGUUUGUCGGCCUGGGUACCUGGGCGUGGGUUCUCCUCUUGAAUUCCGCCCAUAUAUUCCAACUGAUCGGCGAUCUGGAGGUAUCGACGCGGACUGUGUGGAAACAUGUCCUGAUAAGGCUGCCGCUGCUAACUUUGGUGCCGCUAUCCAUAAUUCUUUUAGGCUACCAUAGCCACUUACAGGCACCUAGUUACAGCUCGCGUGAUUCUUCCUACAUGCCUACGUUGUUCAAGGCGCAAUUGGACGGAUAUCAGGUGGUGCAGCCGGCCAGUGUGUACUAUGGAAGUGGGGUGGUUAUUCGCCACAGUAGCUCCAUCGGCGGGUACCUCCAUUCGCAUGAGCUAACCUAUCCGGGCGGGUCAGAAGAGCAACAGAUCACCUUAUAUGAUUUUGAGGACGCGAACAACAAGUGGACGGUGGAACCAGUGUAUAAUGAGGCAAUGGAUGACAUCAUAAACAGUACCCAACCCGUCCGCAAUGGCGAUUUGAUCAAGCUAAGGCAUGUUCAGACGGGCAAGUUGCUGCGAGCGUCCGCCGCGAAGCCGCCUGUAAGUCAGCGAGAUUACGAUCAGGAGGUUUCCUGCACUGGCGACAGCGGGUAUAGUGGGGACAGUGAUGAGACAUGGCGGGUCGAUAUUCAGGAUGCAGAAUACCACGAGGACCUAAAGCCUGUUUUGCAUCACUUCAGCCUAGUUAACAAGGGGCAGUCUUGCACCCUUCUGAGCCACGACGUCAAGCUGCCGGAGUGGGCCCUGUACCAGCAGGAAGUGAUUUGCCUUGCGUCUCCAGUGCACAAGUAUUCGUUAUUCUACGUGGAUUCCUCCGAGAUGAUGCACAACGAGACGAUGCAAUUGCCGAGAUUGUCUUUUCCGGCAAAGUUCUGGGCGUACAUCCACGCGCAAUACAAGUAUGACUACUUUGUUAAAAACUUUAACGCAACGGGCGAUGUCCCUUACCUAAGAUGGUUAGUCCACAUUUCGGAAAAUAAACUCCAAAACUGUAUCUGGGUAGCAGGACUUCUAAGCGUUAUUUGGUGGUGGUUGCUAUUUACUUACCGCUGCUUUACCUGGAAUCCCUGGGACCCCGCUGUGGCAUUUGAGCCAACCACUCUUCGGUCAGCCCUAUACAGGGACAACUCGUUCGAGUAUGUUGCCGGAUGGUUCAUACAUUACAUUGUCUUCUCCCGCUGUUCGCAUGGUAACCUGCAGAUAGUCCAGUAUCUGCCAGCUUUGCUCUUCACGACCUUGCAGAUUGCGAACACAUUCCAAACGUUUUCGGAAUGGAUACACCGAUUAAUUGUAAAGCUUUUCUAG